Molecule: messenger RNA, 3003 nt
Organism: Struthio camelus australis
Lineage: Eukaryota; Metazoa; Chordata; Aves; Struthioniformes; Struthionidae
Source: RefSeq, a predicted model, not a curated record
GGCCACGUUGGAAUAAUUAAACCUGAAAGUAAUUUUGAGUCUGGCAGCUGGGGGCAGCUGUGGGGAGGGGGCCCCAGCUGUCCCCAUGCUGGCAGCUGGGCUCAGGCCAUGCACUUUCACGUGGGAACUGCCUGCCUGGGGGCUGGCACAGGUCACGCAGCCCUGGACCCUCCCUUGCCUGGAGGGUGGCAUGGGCUCUCACGUAGGCAUCGCUCUCCUGGCUCCCAGAGGCCUGCCUGGCAGAGAGCCAUGCGAAGGGAAAGGCUGCGAGAAGGUGCCUCUCUGCCCAGCUCCCUGCUCAGAUGUCCCAGGUUGGAGGAUGCCUCUGGACUAGCAGCAGCGUAGGGUGUCUGGUGUGUGGGUGGGGGAGGUUUGGGGCCCUGCCUCAUGCAGCUGCUCUGUUUCCCUAUUUUAGCUGCAUCCAGCCUUUUGUGAGCUUCUUGUAUGAGCUGGGCUGUCAUGACAGCAAAAAGAGAAGGUCUCCUGUGAUCUCAGAUGGGGUGGGGGAUCUAGGCUUCUCGCCUAUGUCCCUGUCCCGGUGGGGAUGGAGCCAGUGCUGGGGCUGCAGGGCCUUGGAGGGAGAGCAGGCUUGGGAAAGCUCUUUGGCUGAUUUGCAGCUGUAGGCUGCUGGCUGGGGUUGCUGUUUGACCGGACCGGGUCAGAGUAGCGGCUCAGGUACCAGGGUACCUAACCAGAGCGCUCUGCUGUGACUCUGGCCAAGGACCCACUGCUAGCAGUGUCCCUGACAGCCUCUGGGUCCCUGUGUGGUUUCUUGCGCCAAUAUCUUGUCCACGUGGUUGCAAGCCUAGGAGUAGUUUCUCCCUCUUCUGCAAAAGGCUCUUAAUACUGGAGCCUGGACGCUGAGCCUCGCUGCCUUUGUGAAGUCUGUGCUAGCAGGGGGAGAUGGGGAGGGCUUGGGCCGAUAUGGUGGUGGAGCGCCCUGAUUGUGGGCUGCGUCACACACGCUCUCCCUGUUGCAGGACCCGGUACAUCAGCACGGAGCUGGGGAUGCGGCAGCGGCUCUUUGUGGGUGUGCUGACCUCCAAGAGCACUCUGAACACGCUGGCAGUGGCUGUGAACCGCACGUUGGCCCACCGCCUGGAGCGCCUGGUGUACUUCACGGGCACGCGGGGCCGCAAGGUGCCCCAUGGCAUGACAGUGGUGACACACAGUGACGAGCGGCCCAUCUGGAACAUGUACCAGACCGUCAAGUACCUGCUGGACCAUUAUGUGAGUGACUUUGACUGGUUCUUCCUGGUGCAGGAUGAUACCUAUACAGAAGCACAUCGCAUCAGCCGCCUGGUCGCUCACCUCAGCAUUGACACCCACCUGUACCUGGGCCGCCCGGAGGAGUUCAUUGGCGGAGACACUGAGGGACGCUACUGCUACGGUGGCUUUGGGUACCUGCUGUCCCGCAGCCUCCUGCUGCGUCUGCAGCCACACCCGGAGAAACGCGCACAGGAGAACUGCCGCAAUGACAUCCUGAGUGCCCGGCCCGACGAGUGGCUGGGUCGCUGCAUCAUUGACUACACAGCCAUCAACUGUGCUGAGGAGCAUGAGGGCCUGCAUUACCAGUACUUUGAGCUGGGGAAGAACGUAGACCCUGAGCGAGAGACUGACCCCCGUUUCCAGAAUGCUUUCACAGUCCACCCUGUGCUGGACCCUGUCCAGAUGUACCGACUGCACAAGCACUUUGCACAGGUGGAGCUGGAGAGGACAUACCAGGAGAUCCAGCAGCUCCAGCUGGAAAUCCAGAACUCCAGCAGUCUGUCUGCAGACGGGGACCACAGCGCCACGUGGCCCAUUGGCAUCCCUCCCCCAUUCCAGCCAAAAACCCGCUUUGAGGUGCUGCGCUGGGAUUACUUCACAGAAGAUCAGGUGUAUGCGUGCGUGGACGGCUCCCCCAAGUGUGAGCUACGUGGCGUGGACCUGGCAGAUGUGGCUGACGUGGUGGCCACUGCCAUGGAGGAGCUGAACCGCAAGCCCCAGCCAGUGUUGCACAUCCGCAAGCAGCAGCUGGUGAACGGGUACCGGCGCUUUGACCCCACACGUGGCAUGGAGUACACGCUGGACCUCCAGGUAGAAGUGGUCACUCAGAAGGGGCACAGCCGCUCCGUCACCAAGCGUGUGCACCUGGUGCGCCCGCUCAGCGAGGUGGAGAUCAUCCCCAUGCCUUAUGUGACAGAGGCCAGCCGGAUCAAUGUCAUCCUUCCACUCACUGCCCAUGACCGAGACCAUGCCGCCCGCUUUUUGGAAGCAUAUGCAGCAUCUGCCUUCGAGAACAGUGAGAAUGCGGUGCUCACCUUCCUCUUCAUCUACGAUCCCUUUGAGGCGCAGCAGGUGACCCAGAACGACAUCUUUGCCCCAGUGAAGGCCCAGAUCACCGAGUAUGAGCGCAAGUACGCAGAGGUGAAGAUCCCGUGGAUCAGUGUUAAGACAGAUGCACCGUCCCAAAUCAAGGUCAUGGACAUCAUCUCCAAGAAGCACCCUGUGGACACGCUUUUCUUUGUGGCAGGCGGGGGGCCGGAGUUCCUGACCCGCUGCCGGAUGAACCCCAUCAACAACUGGCAAGUCUUCUUCCCCAUCCACUUUCAGGGCUACAACCCUGCCAUCGCUUACCACAACCAGGUGCCACCCGCCACACUGGACCUGCUGCGAGACGCAGGGCGCUUUGACCGUGAUGUCUUCCAUGAGGCCUGCUUCUACAAUGCUGACUACAUGGCAGCGCGCACCCGCAUGGCAGGCGAUGUGCAGGAGAAUGAAGACAUAUUGGAGACCCUGGACAUCUACGAUAUGUUCAUCAAGUACUCGAACCUGCACGUCUUCCGGGCCGUGGAGCCUGCUCUGCUGCAGCGCUACCGGCACCAGGCCUGCAACCCCCGGCUCAGUGAGGAGAUCUACCACCGCUGUGUGCAGAGCAGCUUGGAGGGUGUAGGGUCUCGUUCCCAGUUGGCCAUGGUGCUUUUUGAGCAGGAGCAGGGGAACAGCACCUGAGCCCAGGGC